Messenger RNA from Bombus impatiens (common eastern bumble bee), 888 nucleotides. Its product is annotated as low molecular weight phosphotyrosine protein phosphatase. Gene Ontology annotation, molecular function: non-membrane spanning protein tyrosine phosphatase activity; acid phosphatase activity. Gene Ontology annotation, biological process: protein dephosphorylation. The coding region runs from base 393 to 884 and encodes 163 amino acids. The transcript has 6 exons. The record is from RefSeq and is a predicted model, not a curated record. Lineage: Eukaryota; Metazoa; Arthropoda; Insecta; Hymenoptera; Apidae. Gene Ontology annotation, cellular component: cytoplasm.
GCGUAAUUGGCAAACCUGACCGGAAAAUAAUACAUUUUUCUAUGGCUAUUAUUUAUAGUUUUAUUAUUCAUAGAUAACGUAAUUAUUUGAAAAAAAUUAACCCCUUGCCUUGCGAUUUAGGUUCCAAUAAACAAUAAGCAACACAUGUCUUCUGAUAUAUAAGCGCAUGUGUAACGUACAACUAAUUUUAUUUUGCAAGAUGUUUGAUAAAUUUGAUUACCAAUUGAUCAUUGAACACGGAAGAUUUAUUAUCUUGGAGUAAAUAAUAAAUCAAUAACAACGACGUACUACGUCUUUCAUACGAUACUGUAAGUUACAGGGUUAAGAACCGCUGUAAAUUCUUAUUGAUCCCUUAUAAUUUAAUAUUUAUGUAAAAAAAAAAAAAAAAAAAUAUGGUUCAAAAGAAAAGGGUACUUAUGGUUUGUUUAGGGAAUAUUUGUCGUUCACCAAUAGCAGAAGCAGUUUUCAGCAACGAAAUAGAUGCAUUAGGCUUGAACGAAUCGUGGGAAGUAGAAAGUGCGGCAAUCAUAGGAUAUCAUACAGGUAAAUGUCCAGAUCCAAGAGCCAUGGCUACGCUAAGAGAAAAGGGUAUCACUAACUAUUAUCAUAGAGCACGAACAGUCAACAUAGAUGAUUUUACCACGUUUAAUUGGAUAUUUGGAAUGGAUAAUAGUAAUAUUGAAGAAUUAAAUUAUAUGAAACCUGCGAAUUGUACUGCUAAGAUUGAACUUCUUGGAAAGUAUGAUCCAAAGGGAGAAAUCAUAAUCAAAGAUCCUUACUAUAUGAACAACAAUAAUGGAUUUUAUAAGGUAUAUGAGCAGAGUACACGGUGUAUAAAAGCUUUCUUGCAACAACAUAAAGAUGAAACUUUAAAACCAGAAUAAAACU